GCUGUUUUCAAUUGUUUUAACUGACACCACAGAAGAAGGGCUGUUAGCUUUAAAAUGGCUUGUUUAGAGUUAUAUUAGUAAGCUAUUUGUUUUAAUUAUUUUUAUUGUAUUUUUGAGGUUUUGAUCGUUAUCGAUUUGUAAGUUAAAGGUGAUAAAUGUAGGAUUUAAAUCACUCCGCUCAGCUCUUGGAAACACAGCAUCUAUAGCGGGUUGCUGAAAGUACCCUGAAAUUCAUCAUGGAAGUCGGUACAGUGGUACAAGAAGAGCUAAAAUUUCGUGGAGUUGAAUUUGCUGUUAAAGUGGAGCUGCAAGAUCGCUCACUGGCGGUCGAGAUUUCAGAUAUCCUGACUGCAGACCAGUGGAGUGGCGAAUUCGACCCAGCAUACAUUGAAGAUCUCACUCGCAAAACUGGAAACUUUAAGCAGUUCCCUAUCUUCUGUAGCAUGCUCGAGUCUGCAGUCAGUAAGACUAGUGAGUCGGUAACACUCGAUCUGCUGACCUACUCGGACCUGGAGCUUUUGCGGAACAGAAAGGCGGGUGUGGUGGGGAGACCUCGUGCCCAGCAGCAGUCCCCGGCUCUCAGCGCUAAACGCUACCUCAUCCUCAUCUACACUGUGGAGUUUGAUAGGAUCCACUACCCUUUGCCACUACCAUAUGUCGGAAAACCUGAUCCUGCAACCCUCCUGAGAGAGAUCAGAGCUCUGAGGGCUGAGCUAAAUGUCAGGAGAAUGAGAGGAGACCAUGCAGUGUCCGACCAAGAGACCCGCCGACUGCGUGCGGAGUUGGCUGUGGUCAGAGAGGAGAAGGAUGCGCUGGCCGAGGCUCUGGAGCGACUGCGGUCAGUCGGGACAGGCUCCACUUCAGGGACUCGGGGGCUCAGAGAAGCGGUGCGCAGUCUGGAGGAGCAGCUUUUGAAAGAGAGAGCAAAAAGCCAACGCUCAGCAAGCAAGAGGGGACAAGAACAGCGCCAUCUAAUGGAGCAGUUGGAGGAACUGAGGGCCUCCGAGCGAGCUCUACGAAUACGUGUGAAGAGUCUGACCACCGAGUUAGCCAUGCAACGCCGAGGCCGGAUUACACCGGUUCUGUCAGGCCGGAGCGGGUCCAGGGGUGAGGCGGAUUUCCCACGGUCGGCCUCUAGGGAGCGGAGUUUACCCCGAGCAGGGAUGAGGGCACGCUCAGGGUCCAGAGAGAGAGCAGAGGAUCAGAGCAGGAGGUCAGAAGAGAGAGGGAGAAGGUCAGGUUCUUCUGGAACACGCAACCACUUCUCAAGACCUUCACCGUCUCCAACAGGAUCUCGAGGGCAACGAUUUGACCCAACAGCUUAUGUUCAAGAGCGACAACGACGCCAGAAAGAGACAGAACUCAAGAACCAAAGGAAGGUCAGAAGGGACAUGCUGACAUCACCAGGUCUGAAUGAACGGGGUCGUUCACGGUCCAGAGAGCACGUUCCUCAGUUGGUCAGACGGGGGAGUGCUGGCAGGGGCAGGAGCACGUCUGUGGAGAGCAGGAGUCGUCGUCACUCUUCUGAAAGCUCAAUGGCUGAAUUUGAGGAUCUCGCUAAGCCUCUGAAUAGCAGAGGAAGAAAACUGCCGUAUAAUGGACCAGCUAUGAUAAGAGGAAGACACUUGAACAAAAAGCCACUGUGUAGCACUCCAACACAAAGAGUGAGAGAGAGUUCUGUGGAUACUGGAGCAGACCUGUCUGAGAUUGAUGCCCGGCUCCAGGCCCUGCAGGAGUACAUGAGAGACCUGGACACAGGACGCUAGCGGCUUGGGUGGAUUUUAUCCCCCGGGGGUUUUAUUGCAUCUGGUAGUGAAAUUCAUCAGGGUGGACAAUCAUUAUUUCUUUUAACUCACUGUUCAGAUAGAGAUGCCGAACGUUACCAGUCCUACAGGAUGAUGUGUGCAAUUAUGGAUGAAUCAACAGAAAAUGUGUGAUUUUAUUCCUUGACUUGAAAGACUCCUAGUGUGUGUGUGUGUGUGUGUGAGAGACUGGUUGUACAUGCUGUGUGUGUGUGUGUGAAUUAGGAUAUUUAUAUGUAGUGUAAUUCUGUUUUAACCAAUUUAUACAAGUUUUAUGACAUUUUUCUACAAACAUUUUAAUUCAUCGUUCUUUGCUCAUACCUUUAACCCAUUUUCACGACUAAUGUCCCGUUAAGGUGGCGACACAUGAUGGGAUUUGUGUUUGAUUAAUUGAGAGCCACUCAUUUACGUAGAAAACCUUUUUCACGUUGGCCUUUUAAACAUUAGCACACAUUCACAAAGUCGUCAGGAAGAUUUAUACAAUCAUCUCCCCACACCCCCGAGUGACUGAUCUGCUAAAGCAUGCUUGGUGUUUUUAAGCUGUUUAAUUUUUUACAGUAUUGGAAUUACUAGUAAGAGAGGCUUAGGGCAUCUUGUUUAGCAUUCCAGUCCCCCUUGCUUCAGAAAGCAUUAUUUAGGUCAGUUAUACCAUUUGUACCUAAAAUUUCAUUUAAAAAAAGCACACAAAAAUGGCCCUACUGAAUUAAAACAAAUAUCCAGCUUGACCAACAUUAUCACUCAAAUCACUUUCAGCACACAGUUUAUCCUCCAGUAAUCCAUGCUUCUUAUCUGAGUCUGAUGUUAUUGUGUAGAAAGCUGAGAGAGAAAGGGUUUUUAUCUGUGUUUAAAGAUCAAACCCAGAUAAAACCCUUUCUAUAGUCACAGUAUGUUCUUCAGUAUCUGGAACCAUGCUGAGCAAACUCCCAAGAAUCAUUUAGAGAAGCAGUAUUUUCGAUGCACAGUGUAAAUCUGGUAGUAAACGUGAUGGUUGGUUUCUGAAACUGUUCCUUUAAUGCAAAUUACUGGCUUUCCAUAGUGAAGAGAAACAAUAUUUUGACCUGUAUGCUCCACUUAAAUGUUAGCAACAUGUAGACCACAUCAUGUAAUAUGCUAGAAUUUAUUUAUUAUUCCACCAAAAUGUUUUGACUUUCAUAUUUCAUAAAUCUGUUCAUUGAGAGACUCUCCGGUGUAAUGAAUAAAACGAUCAGAAUGAGCACAUAAGUAUAAACCUGUGAUUUUACACCUCCUGACCGGUCAGACGCCAGAACUGAACAGCACUGUGUGACGUGUGAUACUGCAGGAUUGUUUUUAUUGUGAUGUGGUCUUAUCUCGACCCUCAGAGUUCUGCAACUGGAGAAAGGAUUCAGUUGAAGCAUUGCGGUUUUGCUGUAGCAUGUCACAGCUGGCCCACAUCUCUUAAUCAGAAGCUGUGUGUCUGUGCGGCUCAUCCAUCUGGCACGACAUCUGCUGGCCCCUUCUCCCUCUAGCAUACACAUCAUCAUGCGAGACAAAUCUCUGAGUUCAAAUAAUAUGCUAGGAAAAGGCCAGAUUGGUUUAUUAAAAAGACUUCGAUAUUAUUAACAAGUGCAGUUACAUCUCCCUUGUAGUUAGUUUCAUUACCUCUGUCUGUGAAUCAUGUGGCAGCAACAUAAUGCAAAU
Molecule: messenger RNA, 3461 nt
Organism: Hemibagrus wyckioides
Lineage: Eukaryota; Metazoa; Chordata; Actinopteri; Siluriformes; Bagridae
Gene: ccdc61
Product: coiled-coil domain containing 61
Exons: 13
Coding region: 237-1766 (509 amino acids)
Cellular component (GO): centrosome
Source: RefSeq, a predicted model, not a curated record